Anopheles funestus (African malaria mosquito) is the source of this 1612-nucleotide messenger RNA. Its product is annotated as epoxide hydrolase 4-like. The record is from RefSeq and is a predicted model, not a curated record. NCBI's taxonomy places the organism in Eukaryota, Metazoa, Arthropoda, Insecta, Diptera, Culicidae. Gene Ontology annotation, molecular function: hydrolase activity. The transcript is spliced from 2 exons. Bases 389 to 1576 code for a protein of 395 amino acids.
UCUCCAAGUGCGAUUCGCCUUAUAUAUUAAACUCCUACAACCCCGUACCAUGGUGGCAGUGAACGAUCGCUAAAGGUGUGUGGAAAACAAAUGUUGGAAAACUCAGUUUACUCGUGGUAAAUAACGUGGUGUCUCACCUUCUCCCUCAAGCGCAAGGCGCUCCAUAAUCCAUUAAUCGACAAACAGUGGACGUGCAGCUUCGAAAGCACAAACUGUAAGCAAAUCCAUUCGCAGUAUGAACGCGAAGCUUUCGCGUGAGACAAUCGAUCAAUGGUAUUGCAUUAAUUUGCCCACCUUCGUCCCUAAAUGUAACUGAUUCCACCAUGGCCCCCACCAUGGUACGAUAUAAAUCGAACGAACGAAACCUAUCCGGCGGUAUCUCUUCGUAAUGGAUCAAUUGGUGAUCGGUUGCCUGAGACGUGCGGUGCUCGUUUGUGGAGUGUUCCUGCUACGGAUAUUCCGUUGGCUAAACGUAUCGUACUGGAUACCGACACCAAGACCCCAUCCACCGGAUACGCUAAAUCACAGCAAAUGGGGCACACAUCGAUACAUUAAAAUACACGGCAUAAAGCUGCACUACGUCGAGAAAGGGUCGAAUAGCAAACCGUUGAUGCUGUUCCUGCAUGGUUUGCCAGAUUUCUGGUACACCUGGCGCUAUCAGAUGCAUGAGUUCUCGCAAGACUACUGGACGGUAGCACUCGAUUUGCCCGGUUUCGGCCGCUCGGAACCACCCAUCUACAGUGUCACGUACAAGAUAAACAAUCUAGGACGGAUCGUCUGUUCGUUGAUCAGCACGCUUGGAAAAUCUGAUUGCAUUCUGGUGGCUAAUGGGGCCGGAGCAAUACUUGGCUGGCAGAUCAUUAAUCAAUAUCCGGAAAGGGUAUCCAAGUACGUUAUGCUCGGCACACCCUCGGAAGCCAUACUGCAGCAACUGUUUGAGCGUGGUGCAAUUCCCCUAGGAACGUUACUGAAAUCUGCAUGCCUGUUGUAUGCCGGCCGUCUUCCAGUGCUUCUUGCACGGGCUGGCGAUUAUGCGAUAUUUGACGAACUGCUUGGUGCGAAUUCAAAACCACAAGAUCUGGAAGCGUACAAGUAUACCUUCGGCCAACCAUCAGCAGUAGAGCGAGCGAUAACAGCUUUUCGGGAAAAUUUUAUCGACUUCUUCCUGGAGGAGUACGAAUUUCGUGUACGUAAAGCAUCCAACACCCCGGGACUGUUUCUAUUCGGUGAACAGGAUUGCUCAAUUGAUCCGGAAGAAUACGCCACCUUACUGAUGCACAUUUAUCAACCGUUGGAGACACGCUUUGUGCCACGCGUAGGUCAGUUUAUGCAUCAGGAUAAUCCUAAAACAGUGAACAAGUAUAUUUCCGAAUUUCUAAGAGAGCAGUUUACGCAACCCACACAUCUGAUAAGUAAUACACCGGAAAAGCAAAUAGUGGUAAAGGAAGUUUGUAACAAUUGUUACGGAAAGGCACACAGUAAUACAGAAGCUCACCAUGAUGGGUGCGCCACCAAUUGUGACGGACAGGAGCACAAGCAUUUGCUCCAAAAUCUAAGAAUACCUAUUUGUUCCUAAGCACCUAGGCUGGUUGGCUAGUAAGAGAAGCAAUAU